Hansenula anomala is the source of this 1713-nucleotide messenger RNA. RefSeq lists its product as uncharacterized. The transcript has a single exon. The record is from RefSeq and is a predicted model, not a curated record. The coding region runs from base 1 to 1713 and encodes 570 amino acids. NCBI's taxonomy places the organism in Eukaryota, Fungi, Ascomycota, Saccharomycetes, Phaffomycetales, Wickerhamomycetaceae.
AUGAUACCAUGGGACAAUUUGAAGGUUGACAGUGGUGAGGUUGAAAAUCAACAAAUGCAAUUUAUUGAAAGAAGAGGAAUACCAGGAGUCACUUCUGAUGAGUACCAUCUUGGUUAUUUUGAAAGCAGUUCCUCUUACAAAUCAAGACCGCCAGUUCAUACGAAGUUUGAUCCAUUAUAUGAGACGCUUUGUUUCUUUGGAGUUUUGAUUUUUGGAGCCUUGAUAGUCACAUGUAUCACAUUUGGAAUCAGAGAAUAUACUUAUUCAAUGAGGAGAAGGAACAGGUUGUUUUCCGCUGGUUCUGAAUGGUCUAUAAAUACUGCAAUCACCAUUCCCGAGUUUUCAAAUAGUAUGAUUCAAAGUGCAAUAUUGGGACCACAAGGAAAUCAUAUUUAUCCAAAUUUACUGAAAAAUCAACAAACUAAUCAAUCACAUUUGUUUUCACCAUCUGCAAAUUCAGAAGUUGAUGAAACUCUGUUCACUGAUGCCAGAGAAACCGCAAAAGGUCUCGAGGGCCCAAGUGAUUUCACCCCAUUGGAAGUUGUUCAACAAUCACCAAAUUAUUCAUCCAAAUCUUUAGAAGGUUUCUUUUCUGAUAAUGAUUUACUCAAAACUUCAAACGUCACCAAAAAGAUUUAUUCAAUAAAAGAAUUGUUCAGUUUGAAGCCAGAAGAUUAUCAUGGACGUCCAUUGACAAAAGAUGGUCCAGUAGAAUUGACAACUCUUGCAAAAGCUGUCAGUUUAUCAAUACCACUUCAGACAGUUUCUUCCCAGUCAGCUUGGACAGCAGAAAAGACAUUAUUAGAGAUUUGUCUUUAUUUGACAAAUGAAAUGAUCCCACCUCAGCCUGUUCAUGAUAAUGCAACCAAAAAAAUUGCAGUUCUUCGGUUUUUAGCAAUAGCUGCAAACUGCAGCAGUUUACAAAACCCAAACAUCUUUUUGUCACCACUCAAUAGAGUAAUGGAUGCAUUGAUUGAUUCGGGGAUAAUAUUUGAGAUUUUGAACGAUUCAAGUCCAUAUAUUUCUAGGAGUUUAAUUGAAGUUUUGCUCCAAUAUUGUUUUGCACAUUGGCAUUUCCCGGCAAGAGAAAAAAAUGAUCACAUUAUUCACAAGCAAUUUGCCAAAUGGAAAAUGAAUUCACCAGCUGUACAACCCCAUCAUGUGUUAUUUCGUUAUCUUAUUAAUUUGGAAUUGGGACUUUAUUCUGUUGAUAACUUGGAUUCAGCGAUGUUAAAGGCAAUAGAAAGUAGAAUCAUAACGUUGUUGAUCCACUUAACUGGAAAUGCAGAUUGUAAUGAUUAUUUAGGAUUCAUACCCAUAUUAUCUCAAGCAAUUGAAUUCACGGAAAGAACUUAUUGUCAAACAUUAUGUUAUGAUUUGCUUCAUAUAUUGGUUCAAAAGCAUUCAGAUUGUUGUAUGGAGGAAUAUUUGAAAGAUGAUAAGUCUGAUUUGAAAAGAAUCAUACAGUGUGGAUUUUGGAUUAAAAAUGAUAGAUUAAUCCGUAAAUUCACAGAGAGAAUUCAUGUGAUUGUUUUGUCAAAGAAUCCUAAAGCAAUGUCAUGGUGGAAAGAAAUCAAUGGUGGCAGAAUUUAUAUAUCACCAUCACCUAGAGAGCUUGAUUUGAAAUGUGACACCAGCGAUAUAAGGAAUAGCCAAAGAUCAAUAACGCCUGGAUCAUGGGUCAAUGAUAGAAAGCCAAAGACGCCUGUAUAG